UAGCAAAGUGUGUGCAAGAAAACGUAACAACAGAAAUUUCCACUAUUAAAAACGUAGAGAGAGAUUAAAAAAAAAAAAAAACUUAGAGAGAGAAAUCGAGAAAGAAAAAGAGAGAGUGGUUCUUCACACUCUCACAUUUCUUCAUUUUUCACAGAUCACAGAUCCAAAACCAUUCAAAUCUCUCAGAUCCACUUUCAUUCCCAAAUUUUCCAAUUAUUAAUUUCAACAAUUUCAACCUAAUUAGGUUUCCGAUUCUCAAAUGGCGUGUAUCAAAGGGGUUAAUCGAUCGGCGUUAGUCGCACUGGCGCCGGAUGCACCGUAUCUCGCCGCCGGUACUAUGGCCGGAGCCGUCGAUCUCUCGUUUAGCUCAUCGGCGAAUCUUGAAAUAUUCAAGAUAGAUUUCCAAUCCGAUGAUCCUGAAUUGCCUCUUGUUGCGGAAUACCCUAGCUCUGAUCGGUUUAAUCGUCUUUCUUGGGGGAGAAACGGUUCUUCGUCUGAAGAGUUCGCUCUUGGUCUUGUUGCUGGUGGAUUAGUCGACGGGAAUAUUGAUCUUUGGAAUCCUCUUAGUCUGAUUCGCUCGGAGGAAAAUGAAAGUUCUCUUGUUGGGCACCUUGUAAGGCACAAGGGACCGGUUCGUGGUCUUGAGUUUAAUUCAAUUGCACCUAAUCUUCUUGCAUCUGGGGCUGAGGAUGGUGAAAUUUGCAUAUGGGAUUUGGCCAAUCCUUUAGAGCCUACACAUUUUCCACCAUUAAAGGGUAGUGGCUCUGCUUCCCAGGGUGAAGUUUCAUUCUUAUCUUGGAAUAGUAAAGUGCAGCACAUAUUAGCGUCCACUUCAUAUAAUGGGACCACUGUGGUCUGGGACCUAAAGAAACAAAAGUCAGUGAUAAGCGUUGUUGAUCCAGUUAGACGGCGGGGCUCAGCUUUGCAGUGGCAUCCUGAUGUUGCUACCCAACUUGCUGUUGCAUCAGAUGAAGAUGGAUCUCCUUCUAUAAAGCUUUGGGAUAUGAGGAAUACAAUGACACCAGUAAAGGAGUUUGUGGGGCACAGUAGAGGAGUAAUUGCAAUGUCAUGGUGUCCCAAUGAUAGCUCUUAUUUGCUUACUUGUGGCAAAGAUAGCCGGACCAUAUGCUGGGACACUAUUUCUGGAGAGAUUGCCUAUGAAUUGCCAGCUGGAACCAACUGGAACUUUGAUGUGCAUUGGUAUUCUAAGAUACCUGGGGUGAUAUCAGCAUCCUCCUUUGAUGUAAAAAUCGGCAUAUACAAUAUUAAGGGUUGCCGUCAAUCUGGAGAGAGUGAUUUUGGUGCAGUACCGCUGAGAGCUCCAAAAUGGUAUAAACGCCCUGUUGGUGCGUCUUUUGGCUUUGGAGGUAAACUUGUGUCAUUUCAUCCUGGUUCUUCUGCUUCAGAUUCACCUGCUGGGGCUUCAGAGGUUUAUGUGCAUAACAUGGUCACCGAAGACGGUCUGGUGAGUCGUUCAUCUGAAUUUGAAGCUGCGAUACAAAAUGGGGAAAGAACUUUGUUAAGGGUUCUAUGUGAUAAAAAGUCUCAGGAAUCAGUAUCUGAGGAGGAAAGGGAAACGUGGGGCUUUUUGAAGGUUAUGUUUGAAGAAGAUGGAACUGCAAGAACAAAACUUCUCACACACCUUGGUUUCAAUGUACCUAGUGAAGAAAAAGACAUAGUUAAUGAUGAACUUUCCCAGGAAAUAAAUGCUCUUGGACUUGAGGGCACAUCUGCUAAUAACAUAGGACAUGUGGCUACUAAUGAAGCCAAUAAUUUAUUUUUGGACAACGGUGAGGAUUUCUUUAACAAUAUUCCCAGUCCCAAAGCUGAUACUCCUCCAUCUGCGGCUUCUGGCAACUUUGUUGUUGCGGAUAAUGCAAACGGUUCAGACAAAAUCGAAGAUGGUGUGGAAGUGGAAGAGAGCAGUGAUCCUUCAUUUGAUGACAAUGUGCAGCGUGCUUUAGUUGUUGGGGACUACAAGGAUGCAGUUUCUCAAUGCAUAUCUGCUGAUAAAUGGGCUGAUGCUUUAGUUAUUGCUCAUGUGGGUAGCACCUCCUUGUGGGAAAGUACACGGGAUCAAUACCUUAAGAAGAACCGAUCACCAUACUUAAAGGUUGUAUCAGCGAUGGUGAGCAAUGAUCUCUUGAGCCUUGUGAACACCAGGCCUCUAAAAUUCUGGAAAGAAACCCUUGCUCUUCUUUGCAGUUUUGCUCAGAGAGAUGAAUGGACUAUGCUUUGCGACACACUUGCUUCAAAACUUAUGGGGGCUGGCAAUACAUUAGCUGCAACUCUUUGUUAUAUAUGUGCUGGAAAUAUUGAUAAAACUGUUGAAAUUUGGUCAAGGAGCCUGUCGGAUGAGCACAAGGGGAAAUCUUAUGUUGAUCUUCUUCAGGAUUUGAUGGAAAAAACUAUUGUUCUUGCCUUGGCAACUGGGCAGAAGCGGUUUAGUGCCUCUCUGUGCAAGCUUGUUGAGAAAUAUGCUGAAAUUUUAGCAAGUCAAGGGUUGCUGACCACAGCAAUGGAGUAUCUAAAACUUUUGGGUUCUGAAGAACUUUCAACUGAACUUGUGAUUUUGAAGGACCGAAUUGCACUGUCUACAGAAACUGAGAAAGACUUAAAGACCACUGCUUUUGAAAAUUCUCAAUCACACGGUGGAUCCUUUUAUGGUGCUGAUAAUUCCAAUUAUGUGAAUCAUUACCAGGGUUCAGUAUCCACUCAUGUGCCGCCUGGUGUUCAUGUGCCACCUGGUGUUUCGGGAGGUCAAUAUCCUGAUAGCUAUCAGCCGCCAUAUGAUAAUAGAUAUGUGCCUGGAUAUGGGGCUCCUGUUCCACACCAGCCACCCCAACAGCCCAAUAUAUUUGUUCCGUCACAGACUACUCAGCCCCAGCCUCCUCAGUCAAACUUCCCAAAUACUUCCGGGGCACAACCUCCUGUGAGAGUUUUUGAACCUCAAACUCCUGCUUUGAUUAGAAAUCCAGAGCAAUAUCAGCAGCCCACAUUGGGUUCUCAAUUGUAUAAUACAAACAACAAUCCAACUUUCCCGCCUACCAAUCAACCUUACCAGCCUACACCUCCUGCUCCAUCUCACAUUGGUCAUGGCCCGAACUUACCACACGUUGCGGCACCUACGUCAAAUCCAAUUGGAUUCAUGCAAACCCCUAGUUCUGCUGGUGUUCAAAGACCUGGGGUGGGAUCAAUUCAACCUCCCAGUCCCCCUCAACCGCAACCUGUGCAACCGGCUGCUGCACCAGCAGCUCCACCACCUACUGUGCAGACUGCUGAUACUUCAAAAGUACCUGCACAACAAAUGCCUAUCGUCACAUCAUUGACAAGGCUUUUCAAUGAGACAUCAGAAGCACUGGGAGGUUCACGUGCAAACCCAGCAAAGAAGCGGGAGAUAGAAGACAACUCAAAGAGACUUGGUGGGUUGUUUGCGAAGUUGAACAGUGGGGACAUCUCCAAAAAUGCUUCUGAUAAGCUCCUUCAGCUUUGUCAGGCUUUAGACAAUGGUGAUUUUGGUACUGCCCUUCAAAUUCAGGUUCAUCUGACUACUACUGAAUGGGAUGAAUGCCAGUCCUGGUUAGGUUCACUGAAGCGAAUGAUCAAGACAAAGCAGAGUGUGAGAUUGAGUUAAAAAGUUACUGAUACUGUUUUGCUGAUUUUGGAGAAUUUUCAUGUGAUUAGUAACUUGCAGUAGUGAUUGCUGAUAAUCUUAUCAUCGUCGAAAAGACUACUGCCUCUAGAUUGAAGGUGCAGGGUUUUGGUUUUAUGCACUUCUACAAUUUCUAGCAGUGUCUGCAGUUUUCAAAUCGACUGUUAUUAAAAGCUGUUACUCAAAAUAGUUUUCAGGAAAUGAACGGAAAAUGUUUAGCAGAUUGUUUUACGACCAACAUUUGUAAUAGAAGUGUUUUGUCUGUUUGUUUGCUCUAAAAUUUCAGAUAGUUUUUUCAUCAUCACACCCCUCUGGUACCAAUGGUGAUGCUCCAAGCUGUUCUAGUGUCGGUUAUAGAUUGAUAUUUCCUUUUCUUUGAUAUAAUUUUUGUAUCACACUAGUCAUAUAAGUAUUAAAUUAAUUGCCAAACAAUUGAAUAAUGUAGCAUCAUGUUUAUUUGUCAACCAUUUAAAUUCUUGAA
This is a messenger RNA of Medicago truncatula (barrel medic), 4133 nucleotides long. Its product is annotated as protein transport protein SEC31 homolog B. Gene Ontology annotation, molecular function: protein binding; structural molecule activity. Gene Ontology annotation, cellular component: COPII vesicle coat; endoplasmic reticulum exit site. Lineage: Eukaryota; Viridiplantae; Streptophyta; Magnoliopsida; Fabales; Fabaceae. The record is from RefSeq and is a predicted model, not a curated record. The transcript is spliced from 22 exons. Gene Ontology annotation, biological process: endoplasmic reticulum to Golgi vesicle-mediated transport; endoplasmic reticulum organization; COPII-coated vesicle cargo loading. The coding region runs from base 260 to 3634 and encodes 1124 amino acids.